AAAGAGUCAUUCAUUCCGAGUCAAGAUGGCGUCCAACGAAGGUGUAGGAAAUGUCAAAAGCUCUUAAACAAUAACAUUUUUUGCACUGUUUUCUUAACGAAUUUUAAACUUUACCUUAAGUUCUUGAAGUACGUAGCCAUGAGCUUCCCAGCUGGAGCGAUAAAGGAGGCUAACAACCAUAUUCAAGCGUUGUCCAAGGCGAAUAUGGAGCUUGAAGAAAGAGUGAAAGAGCUAUCGGGAGUUCUCCGAAAACAAAAUGAAGCCCAUGCAGAAAAUCUAGCUGUACUUCCACUUCGAAUGAAGCAAACUUUACUACAGAAGGAUGAGGAAAUUCAGGAUUUACGAAAGACUGUCGAGAGACUCCAACUUGAAUCCAAUGAAAAAGAAAUUAUGCUGCAACACUAUAAAAACAAGUGUAAAGUUCUAGAUGAAGUUGCUCGUCAUCGAGAAUCUUUGGAAAGUAUUUUGGCAUGCCUGGAUUAUUUUAAAGAACCUGAUUACGAUGAGGGGAAUAAUAAUCUUCCAGAUGUAUCAAAUCAAGUGAGAGAGACUGAUUUGACUAAUGGUUAUUGUGAAUCAGAGGAAGAAGGAAGGCAUCCCAAGGAAAUCCCAAGGCCUAAUCGAAUUGACAGUGGAAUUGGAGAGGAAAAUGGCUAUAGUAAUGAGAUUGUUGCACUUUAAAUCCUUUCCAUAGAUUAUGGUUUUGCUAAUGGCCGUAAUUGUUCUUCAGAAAGCAUUUUUUGCUUGACAAAUGUUUUACAAUUUUUACCAGGGUUUUGCUCAUUCAUAAAUUAAACUGUAUAAAUUAAAAUAUUCAUUCAACAACAAUUGCUGGUUCGCAAUCAUUCCCAAGAAAAUAAACCUCAAAAUACCAAAAGACAUGGUGGCYAUGUUGGAUGAUAUUACACAAUACACUUAUGACUAUUAAUUUCAUCAAACAUGGCAGCUAUGAAGAUUAAAACAAUAAGGCAAAUAUAUUCUAAUACUUUUUUAUUUACAAACCAAAAAAUCUAUGUUCACUGGUUAAUUUAAUUAAAUUCUAAUAAACCUAGUUACCUAAAGAGAUAUGUAUUUGUGCUUUUUAUGUUAGAGUACAAAGUACAAAUUAGUAUGAGAGACCAGUCAGCCGUAAAAACCUACGUACAUGAGCAUUCCUUUAGACUUGGGAACUAAAAACUACUCAGGAUAAACGAAAUAAGAGUUUCAGUUUCUUGUGAAUCUCAUUGUUAAUAAUAACAAACACAAUCUAAUUGUUUUGGUUUAUAUGUAGAUUAGUCUGUCAUAGGAAACAAAAAUAUAUGAAUAAAUAAAACAAAAGACUU
This is a messenger RNA of Actinia tenebrosa (Australian red waratah sea anemone), 1322 nucleotides long. RefSeq lists its product as uncharacterized. The record is from RefSeq and is a predicted model, not a curated record. Lineage: Eukaryota; Metazoa; Cnidaria; Anthozoa; Actiniaria; Actiniidae.